This is a messenger RNA of Melanaphis sacchari, 4762 nucleotides long. Its product is annotated as receptor-type guanylate cyclase Gyc76C-like. Gene Ontology annotation, biological process: intracellular signal transduction; cGMP biosynthetic process; receptor guanylyl cyclase signaling pathway. NCBI's taxonomy places the organism in Eukaryota, Metazoa, Arthropoda, Insecta, Hemiptera, Aphididae. The transcript has 24 exons. Gene Ontology annotation, molecular function: protein kinase activity; ATP binding; peptide receptor activity. The record is from RefSeq and is a predicted model, not a curated record. The coding region runs from base 661 to 4689 and encodes 1342 amino acids.
ACAACCGCAACCGCAAUAUUUAGUAUUAGUCUUACAUCCGUGCAUGUUACGCGCGCUCGUCGCAUACGCGUUAACACGUCGUAUAAUAAUUUAUAAUAUAAUAAUAUCCCAAACGGAUAAAAUCCGUAAAUUAUUAUCCACUAUACCAAGUUGUAUUCCCAUAAUUUUAUUAUUUUUUUUUCUUUCGAGCUGCGUCACAUUUAUAUAUUUUUUUUAAAUUUGACAAACGCACAUAUUCAUACAUAUGUGUAUUAUUAAUUUUGUUUAAACAUUUUUUACACGAUUCAUUGUGAGACAUUAAUACAACAUAUAACAACAAUAAUCAUAUCAUCUGCUGUGGUGAUCAGUCGGUGUUUCAACGGCCGCACGCUCGUUUACCGCCGCCAACGACCGUUUUCUAGGUUAUGUUUAAUGAUAACCAGUUGUCUGAACAGUGAUAAUACAUAAAAUAAGCGAUCGACGGACCUGUGGAACGACCGUCGUUAGACGGGUACGAAUCAAAUGCGCUAUCGUUUAGCUGACCAGUAUUCGGGGCGUGUAUGAUUCAGUGUUAUCGGUUCGCCGAUGAUGUCAACCCGGACGCUGAUUAUGACUGAUUCGAAAUGGUAACGCGUCGAAAUAAGUUGCUUUCAAAAAUGGAGCUAUUGGUUUGCAGGUGAAAUGCGGAACGGUCGACCGAAGGCGGCGGUCUUAAUCUUGUUGCUCGCGUUGUUUGUUCUGACCGGACCCCCUCGGAUGCUGGCGGAUAGUACCGGCAACUCUUCGUCCGCAGCCGCCGUCGCCUAUAUCUCGUCUGCGAACACCACCAUCGCCCUGACAGCCGAUAACGUUACGACCACUGCCUUUGCCGCCUCCAGUACAAUAUUGCGGAACCUGACGAUCGGCUAUCUAACUGCGGCCAAGGGUAAAUUGGACAACCGACAAGGCCUGUCCAUUUCAGGAGCCCUAAGUUUGGCACUCGAGGAAAUCGAGAGUGAUCCACACCUGUUGCCCAAUGUGUCGUUGUUAUUGAAAUGGGAGGACACGCAUGGCGAGACAGUGCACGCGACCAAAACGAUCACGCAAAUGAUAUGCGACAAGGUGGCCGUGUUUUUCGGACCUGAGGGCAAUACUUGUUAUACUGAGGCGAUAGUCGCGCAGGCGUGGAACAUUCCAAUGAUCAGCUAUAAAUGUGCCGAUUACCAAGCAUCAAAAGUACCGACGUUUGCUCGAACCGAACCUCCGGACACACAAAUCACCAAAUCAAUUAUUUCCUUGUUGAGAUAUUACAACUGGAAGAAGUUCAGCAUAAUCACAGAAGAACCAUGGAAUAACGUAGCUGAUUCUUUAAAAAUCCAAGCGUUAUCCGCCAACAUGACCAUAAACCAUUUUAAGACGAUUGUCGAUCCGCACCAGUGCUGCGAACAAGAUCAGUCGUGCUGCAACGUUGGGCACUGGUACUCACUAGUACAAGAAACCAUGGUCAAUACCAGAAUUUACGUAUUUUUGGGUGUUGCUAAAUCACUGGUGGACAUGAUGAACACAAUGCAUGCCUUACAGUUAUUUGACAACGGUGAUUACAUGGUCAUUUUUGCGGACACUAAGAUCAACACUUGGAAAGACUCCCAACAAUAUUUGUGGAAGCAACGUGAUUCGUUAGACAUGUCAAAUUGUAUGGAAGAGAAAAAUUUUCUUAAGCGUGCUCGUUCGUUGUUGGUUAUCGUUGCCUCGCCACCGUCACCAGAAAAAUAUGAAGUUUUCACAAAGAAAGUAUCAGAAUACACCAGUAAAGAACCGUUUAAAUUUCAAACACCAAUCGUGUUUAAAAAUGCGUCAUAUUCCAAGUUUGUGUCCAUUUAUGCUGCCUAUUUGUACGAUUCGGUUAUGUUAUAUGCACGAACAUUAGAUCUUUUACUUAGAGAUAAAGCAAAUGGCCGGGAAUUAACAGGUGAAAUAAUUGAUGAAGUAGCUUACAAUGGAACACUAAUCAUUGAAACACUUGUCAAUAAUAUAACAUACCAGAGCAUUACUGGUGCAACAAUCAAAUUAGAUAAAAAUGGUGAUUCGGAAGGAAACUAUUCAGUGAUAGCGUUGAAAUCACACGAUUUUCAAUACCAUUUGAAUGAAGGAAAUUUUUCUUGCCCAUAUUAUAUGAUUCCAGUGGCUCAGUUCUACCACGGUGAAUUACUGGAGUAUAAAUUGAAUUCUCCUAAUUUGAAAAUUGAAUGGCCUGGUAAAAGUCGACCAGACGAUGAACCGAGUUGUGGCUUCAACAAUGAAUUGUGCAAAAAAAAUGACAUGGAAAAGAGCUCUAUUAUAGUUGCUACAAUUUUGGGACUAACUUUAUUCUGUGCAUUUGUCAUCACCCUGUCGAUAUAUAGAAAAUGGAAAAUAGAAUUAGAAAUUGAAGGACUGUUGUGGAAAAUAGACCCAUCAGAUCUGCUUGGAUACUAUAAUAAAGAUAUUGUUUCAUCUCCUAGCAAAUUGAGUUUGGUUUCGGCUACCUCAUACGAAUCCCGUUGUGGACCUCAAGUUUUUGCAACUACUGGUCAUUAUCGUAACAUAACAGUGAGAAUUAAAGAAUUGAAGUUUUCAAAGCGCAAAGACAUUUCUAGAGAACAAAUGAAAGAAAUGAGACUAUUGAGAGAUUUGAAACACAGCAACGUAAAUUCAUUUAUCGGUGCUACUAUUGAACCAUUACGAAUACUUAUAGUUACCGAUUAUUGUGCUAAAGGAAGUCUCUAUGAUAUAGUAGAAAAUGAAGAUAUUAAACUAGACAAAAUGUUUAUCACAUCUUUAGUUCACGAUCUCAUCAGAGGUAUGAUAUUUAUACACAACUCGCCUUUAGGUUGUCAUGGAAACUUAAAAUCAUCUAAUUGUAUUGUAACUAGUCGUUGGGUAUUGCAAGUCACUGAUUUUGGUCUACAUGAUUUAAGGCAAGGUGCAGAAAACGACUCUAUUGGUGAACAUCAGUAUUUUAGAAAUUUGUUAUGGAAAGCUCCAGAGUUAUUGAGAAACCCUAGUGCAUCCAUAAAAGGUACACAAAAAGGGGAUGUAUACGCAUUUUCUAUUAUCUUGCAUGAAAUAAUGUGUCGACGAGGUCCUUUUGGUGCUUGCGGCGUCGAAGAUCCUAAAGAAAUUGUAAGACUGGUUAAGUUAGGUUAUGAUGAAAUAAAUGGUGUGCCACUGAGGCCAAGUAUACACCAUUUAAGAGACUGUGAAGUGGCAGAAGACUAUGUCAUUCAAUGCAUUACUGAUUGUUGGGAUGAAUACCCAGAAAAUAGACCAGACUUUAGCAUGAUACGUGCUAGACUCAAAAAAAUGAAAGAUGGAAAACGUAAAAAUAUAAUGGAUCAAAUGUUGGACAUUAUGGAAAAAUAUGCUAACGAUCUUGAAAAUCUAGUCGAACAACGUACACAUGAAGUUUAUGAAUCAAAACAAAAAACUGAAGAUUUAUUACAUCGAAUGCUACCACCGCCAGUAGCAAAACAAUUGACUCUUGGACACAGUAUUGAACCAGAAUCAUACAAAUCAGUUACCAUUUACUUUAGUGAUAUUGUUGGUUUUACUGCAAUGUCUGCUGAGAGUACUCCUUUACAGGUUGUAAAUUUUUUAAAUGAUCUUUACACAUUAUUUGACAAAAUCAUUAAAGGCUAUGAUGUUUACAAAGUUGAAACAAUAGGAGAUGCAUACAUGGUGGUGUCAGGGUUGCCUAUUAGAAAUGGUAAUAGAAAUGCUGGUGAAAUAGCUUCAAUGUCAUUAAAUUUACUCGAAGCCAUAAAACAUCACAAAAUAGCACAUCACCCAGAAACUACAUUAAAAUUACGAAUAGGAAUUCAUACAGGACCUGUAGUAGCUGGUGUAGUUGGUCUCACAAUGCCUAGGUAUUGUUUAUUUGGCGAUACUGUAAAUACAGCCUCACGAAUGGAAUCUAAUGGUGAACCAUUAAAAAUUCACAUAAGUGAACAAUGUAAAAAUGCUCUUGAUGAAUUGGGAGGAUAUAUAAUUAAAGAACGUGGAUAUGUUAACAUGAAAGGAAAAGGAGAUGUGCUCACUUAUUGGCUUGAAGGGACAAAUGAAAAAGCUAUUAAAAGAAGAGAUGCGGAUUUUACUGAAUCACCACCUCUGUUUUGUGGAUCAAAACGCCACAUUCCGAAAUUAUAUAACUUUGGAGAACACGGCAGUAGACGUCCAUCAUUUGCGCCACGAGGAAAUUCAUUUGAUCAAAAUGCCAAGGACAGUCAGACUAUACUCCAUGAACAACGGCCAACUCCUAUACCUCAUAUUCUGCUUGAACCACAAUGUAAACAAAUGGUACAUUCUACAUCUAUGGAUCCAUUCCCAAACAAACACAUUAGCAGAGUGAGCUCAAUGAUCAAAAGAAGUUGUCGUUCAUUAGAGGAUUCAAAACUUCUUAAUGAUCAAUGCACAAAAGAAGAAAACUGUGAAGAUAGUGUUGAGGAAACUGUAGUUAAUGGAAGCCUUCAAUACACCCCUUUAUUAUCAAUAGAAGAUAAUAAACGAUGGCAUUCAUUCGAAGACAUUUCCAUGGAACCGCAUAGAAAGAAAUUGGUUUCAAGAAAUUCAAUUAGGAGUUGGUUGGUUGGAUUAUUUAAUGGCACUGCUACAUCUUGUCGAACUAGUGAAGUAUCAUUACGUAAAACGUAUUCAGACAGGCAACAGAUUGUUGACAAGGAGAGUGUAGUUUAAAUCAAUAAGUAUCAAACUAGGUUUGAAAAUAAUUUCAGGUAAAAUUAUCACUAAAAAAACUUAAUAAUAAGGA